UCCCCCCCUUACACCAGGCGAUAAAAUAAUUGCCGAGGCCUUCUGAGUCGUAAUGAGGAAUCGACUCGGCGCUCCGAUGCUCUAACACUGAAGUGCAAUGACUCUAUGGUGAGCUCUUAGAAAUCGUGGUGCAAAACCAGACUACUAGAAAUUAUGCCGUCCGUUUCACGAUCAUUUAACUACCAAUUUCAUUUUUGUCUUAGAUACCAUGAAUGUCAAUGGAACGGGCGUGGCGUUUUCGGGUGGUGGCAUUCGGUCAGCAGCACUAUGCUCUGGAGUCCUGCGUAGACUGCUCCAGGUUGGAGCAAAGGUGGACUACCUGAGCUGCGUGUCAGGGGGUGGCUACACAGGUACAGCCUUUCUGGAUUGGAAAUACAGAAACGAGAGAGAAGCAAGGGGCAGCGAAGAAUGGCAUCAAGAGUUCUUUGAGAACAUGCGACAGAGAGCAGGUUAUCUGUGUAACUGGGAGAAGCCCUGUCAAGGAAUCGUUGAUAUGAUUUUAAUGUUAUUCCUUGUACUUACUGUCACCUUCAUUGAACCGAGUUUCAUUUAUGGAACAUACGCAUUUCCACUUGCCUUCAGUAUCGAUUAUUUCUUCGGAAAGUCACUUCGCCCCAAAGUGGAUUGCGAUCACGCUACGACUCAAGAACUCCGCAAGCAGUGUAUUUCUCGUCAAGGAGCCGCUUCUCUUGUUAAGAUUAUCCUCUUUUUAGUUCUGUUCGUGCUUUCUUUCAUUUUUUAUAUUCUGUCGCAAAAGCUUUCCGAAAAGAAAUCGAAAUAUCUCAAAAUUUUCUCAAUAUUUUUUUUUUAUUGUUUUGUUUUACUUUCCUCCCAUUUGCAAUAAACAAUUUCUAUAUUGAAAUCCCUCUGUGGA
Stylophora pistillata is the source of this 874-nucleotide messenger RNA. RefSeq lists its product as uncharacterized. NCBI's taxonomy places the organism in Eukaryota, Metazoa, Cnidaria, Anthozoa, Scleractinia, Pocilloporidae. The record is from RefSeq and is a predicted model, not a curated record.